AAGCAAAGCCAUACGGCCAACCAUAUUACCAACCAGUGAAACAAAAUGAAAAGAGAAGAGACCGUCAAGAAUCGGCAUUUCUUCGCCGAUAGAAGGUGGGUCGUCCCUCUUGCCAUCGCCGGUUUCAUCGCCGGUUCCAUAGUUAUCUCCAGCUUCGUAAAAACCGCCGAUUACUCCGUCCUUUGUUCGCUCGCCAAAACCGGAUCCAUGGCCGUCGACAAGUACUCCGCCACGCCGAUCCAACUCCAAGCCAUCAUCUACUACGCCACGUCACAGAUCGUCCCCCAGCAGAACUUCCAAGAGAUCUCUGUGACCUUCGACGUGCUCAAGAAACGAUCUCCUUGCAAUUUCCUCGUCUUUGGACUCGGCUACGACUCACUCAUGUGGACUGCGCUCAAUCCCAACGGCAACACUAUAUUCCUGGAAGAGGACCAGAAAUGGGUCCAGACUGUGCUCAAAGACGCGCCAAGCCUCCACGCGCACGCCGUGAACUACCGUACGCAGCUCAAGGAAGCCGACGAUCUGCUAGCCCAUUACCGGUCGGAGCCUAGCUGUUACCCUUCGAAAGCUUACUUGCGCGGAAACGACAAGUGCAGGCUUGCCUUGACGGAGUUUCCCGAUGAGUAUUACGACACCGAGUGGGAUCUGAUAAUGAUCGAUGCGCCGCGUGGAUGGUACCCGGAAGCGCCGGGGAGGAUGGCGGCGAUAUUCUCGGCGGCGGUGAUGGCGAGGAAAAGGAAAGGGUCGGGCGUGACGCAUGUGUUCUUGCACGAUGUUAAUCGGCGAGUGGAGAAGGUAUUCGCCGAUGAGUUCCUGUGCAAGAAGUACUUGGUGAAGAGCGUGGGGAGGCUUUGGCAUUUCGAGAUCCCACCCGCUUCUAACAUGAGCAGCCCCGACAGCCGUCGGUUUUGCUAAAAUGCGCCCUUUUAGUAAAUUAUUUUUGAAAUUCUAUUUUUCCCCAAAUUUUCUUUUCAUCAGUACUACUGGUACUGCUUGGGAAAAGCGUGGAAGUAAUCUCGACCGUCAGAUUUGCAUGAUGAGAUGUACUUUUAUUUCAAUAUAAAUUUCAUGAGGUACCUAGGGUUUUCUAAGUUUCAUUACUGUAGCAUUACUAUUAAAAUAAAUACAGAAUCGGUCCUUCUUUUUCCUUAA
This is a messenger RNA of Hibiscus syriacus, 1152 nucleotides long. Its product is annotated as probable methyltransferase At1g27930. Gene Ontology annotation, biological process: xylan biosynthetic process. Lineage: Eukaryota; Viridiplantae; Streptophyta; Magnoliopsida; Malvales; Malvaceae. The transcript has a single exon. The record is from RefSeq and is a predicted model, not a curated record. The coding region runs from base 46 to 915 and encodes 289 amino acids.